This is a messenger RNA of Sapajus apella (tufted capuchin), 443 nucleotides long. RefSeq names its product small integral membrane protein 26-like. The transcript has a single exon. NCBI's taxonomy places the organism in Eukaryota, Metazoa, Chordata, Mammalia, Primates, Cebidae. Gene Ontology annotation, cellular component: mitochondrion. The record is from RefSeq and is a predicted model, not a curated record.
CAAAGCCCUCGCAGGCGUACCCAUGUAUCAAAACCAGUUCACAGACUGGUACAGAUGGAUGUCAGUGGUCUACGGGAUUGGCACCUGGACUCUGGUGACCUCAAUGUUUUAGUUCAGCUGAAAAAUGGCGAGGCCAUCAGGUGAUAAGGUAGAGCAAAAGGAUGUCUCAACAAGUGAAGGACCCAGUGAACUAUCUGAACUCCCAAAGGGAGUAAUCAUUGUCACAUAUAAAGAUUUUGUUCCAAUUACUGAAAAGAUCCUCAACUACUGGAAAUCAUGGACUAGUGGCCCUGGUGCAGAACCACUACUGGCUGCUGCAUUCUGAAAACCAGGCCUUCGUUCAACAUUUAAAUUUGAAAGAUGCCUUGAUUCCCAUUUUGCACUUAAGAAAAGUGUAUGUAUUUAAUUUUGCUAUAAAACAUAAUCAAUAAUAAUAUGCAAUA